UCCUCUGAUUUUGCCAUCUGUAUGUUGAUUUCCUGUCAACCAUCGAUUCAAGUUACCGAAUCCCAUCACAAAAUCUCCAUCAUUUCUUCUGUUCUCUCUCUCUCUCAGUUUUGUUUUGUUUUCAAACUUGGCCUCUGUAUUUCAAAGCGGUAGACACAAAUGGAAAAGAAGAAAAAAGGCCCCAAACCAAGUAGACUCCAAGAAGAAGAGGUAAACAACAACAGCUUCGAUGGUAGUGGUGGUAAUAGCAAGAGAAGAAACUCAAGCGACAAAAUGGAGAAUGAAAAAAGAGCAGCGACGAAAAGAGGGAGGCCCCACAAACAACAGAGGCGCCAAGAAGAAGAUUUGAACAACACCACCUUUGAUUGUGCUGCUGCUAAUAUAAAUGCUUCUUUUUCUUCUCAAGGGCAUGAGUCUGCAUCACUGGAUCAACCUAGGCCCCGAACCCGGUUUUCUAUGUCAUUUGGUAAAAAGAAAGCAGCAGUGAGCUCUCAAUCAAGAAUCCCACCUCAUAGCAUUGGUGGAAAUUCUUCUGAAAAUUCUAGCUUGUUGCUGGUGAAGCAGAUCCUAUUUGAAUCUAACAGUAUGGAUAAAGCAAACCAUGUUGCAUUGGAAGCUAAGGAUACACAUUCUGAACUUGAGAGUAUAAGCCCUGAUGAAGUUGUUGAAGCCCAGAAAGGUAUGGACCCGAGGAAGAAUGUGCUCGAUUUGCAGAAAUUUACAUCUGAGCUGCUCGCCCAAACUCAGCAACCAGAAUUGUCCUUCCAAGCAGGAGAAGCUUCUUCCUGCUCAGACGACCUUAUGGUGAACAACAGUCUGCUCGAAAGGGAAGCUAAUGUGGUCCCGAAUAUCUCUGCUCGAGCUAAUGAGAAUCCUACUACUACUCCAACUCGCAGCAAAUCUCCUCAAAAACACGAUGCCAUGUCCGACUCCGGGGAUGCCAUGAUCAUCGAUGUUGAGGGGUACAAAGUGAAGAAGGAAGUGGCGCCGCUCCUCAAGGCCAUCUUCAACAAGUAUGGAGACAUUGCUAAGGAAAGCUCGUUUUCUACGGAGUUGCGCUCGUCCAUUCUGGAUCUGGUCUGCACCAUUUAUAAGAGGUUGGAAGGUUCAAAACUCAUGCAGCUGACGGCGUUGGAGCUGGAGUCCAUGCUCGGACAAAUCGGAGACCUUAAACUUGUGAAGGUGGACGUCGGGUGGCUUCACGAGAGGCUGGAGCAGAUAUCCAAGGCUAGGCAGUUGUAUGAUGGGGCUUCGACGCUCGAGGAUUUGAAGGCGAGGAGCGUCGGGGUCAUCUGCGAGAAGCAGAGAGCAGUGCAGAAAUGCGAGGAAGAGCUGCAGGCGUGCAUGGCUGAGGCAAUGAAGUUGCAAGAGAGGCUGCAUCAGGAAAAGGAAGAACUGGAUGCUGCUCGGACCCUCGCCGACCAAAUCCAUAUCUCCGGUGGAUCUUUGGUUUGGGGACUUGUUUAGUUUCAAAUGCUGUUUUUUGGGAUCUGAUUUUGUCUGAAUUUGCAUGUUUUGCACCUGCUCAUUUUCGAAUGCUGCAUUUUGCCUAAUUUGAAAUGUCAAUGCUGUAGAAUUUGUAAUGCACUUUCCUCAAAAUGGAAUGUUAUGAGUUUUGAUUUGUUUUA
This is a messenger RNA of Salvia miltiorrhiza (redroot sage), 1628 nucleotides long. RefSeq lists its product as uncharacterized. Bases 160 to 1467 code for a protein of 435 amino acids. The transcript has 3 exons. The record is from RefSeq and is a predicted model, not a curated record. Lineage: Eukaryota; Viridiplantae; Streptophyta; Magnoliopsida; Lamiales; Lamiaceae.